GGGGAGAAAAAGUGAAUGUGUUUGGGGGAGAAAGACGGUGCAAAGGAAAGGCCAGAGUGUGAGAGAAGACAGGAAAGAAGGGAAAGAAGUAAUAGCAAAGCUGGACCCCUGGGAAUGAAGUAGUGAAUGAGGGACAGGCAGAUAAAAAGAAGAGAUGAAGACCCUGUGACAGGACAGAUUUACAGAGUGGACAACCUGCAGGGGUGAAAAAGGCAGUGAGGGUUCUUCUUCUUUUUUUUUUUCUUUUUUUUUUUUAAAGAGAGACGUGCGCAUUUAGAGGAGAAACAAGUCCUCAUUUAUCUACAUCACAGAGGACAAAAGACAGUGUGACAAGACAGGAAAGCCCUCCAGGUGUAGAUGCAGACAGGUGGUCAGUCAGACAUGCUGCUAGUGUUCCUGCUUCUGGCUCGAGGAGUUUGGGGGUCGACCCCGGGAGUGUGGGGGUACGGACGCAUCCAGGACAGGCAGGGGCCGGCGGCACCGCUGUGCCCACCUCCGUGCCAAUGUGAAGAAGAUGGGAUCUUUAUCAUGGUGGACUGCUCAGAGAUGGGACUAUCGUCUGUGCCGACCAACCUCAGCCCUCUCACCACGUACCUGGACUUGAGUAUGAACAACAUCAGUGAGAUCCAGCCCAGAGCCUUCCAUCGACUGCACCUGUUAUCAGAGCUGCGUAUCUCGGGGAAUCAGCUGAGGUAUAUCUCGGGCCACGAUCUCCAAGGUCUCAACAACCUCAAAGUUCUGAUGCUGCAAAACAACCAACUGGAGAGACUUCCUGACGAUGCUCCCUGGGACCUACCCAACCUCCUGUCCUUGCGUCUCGACGCUAACCUGUUGUCUGAGGUUCCAGCCGAGGCCUUCAGAGGCGUUCGCUCCCUGAGACACCUGUGGCUGGAUGACAACUCCCUAACAGAGAUCCCGGUGAUGGCCCUGGACUCUCUGCCCUCGCUGCAGGCCAUGACGCUGGCCCUUAACCAGAUCACACACAUCCCAGAUUACGCAUUUACCAACCUCUCCGCCCUCGUCGUACUGCAUCUCCAUAACAACCACAUCCAGACCAUGGGCUCAAGAUGUUUUGAAGGUUUACACAGUCUGGAGACACUGGAUUUAAACUACAAUGAUCUGCAGGAGUUCCCCGUGGCCAUCAGGACACUGAGCAAACUUCAGGAACUGGGCUUUCAUAACAACAAUAUCAAAGCCAUCCCUGAGAGGGCCUUUGUGGGAAACCCUCAGCUCCAAACCAUCCACUUCUACGAGAACCCCAUCCAGUUUGUGGGAAAAUCUGCUUUCCAGUUCUUACCUAAGUUGCACACGCUUUCUCUUAACGGGGCAACCCAGAUUCAAGAGUUCCCUGAUCUGAAAGGAACAACCAGCCUGGAAAUUUUGACGCUGACUCGAGCUGGUCUCUCAGCUCUCCCUCUGGAUCUAUGUGAGCAGCUGCCUCGCCUUAGGGUGCUGGAGCUAUCAUACAACCAGAUAGAGGAUCUGCCCAGCUUUUACCACUGCUCAGCAUUGCAAGAGAUAGGGCUACAACAUAACCAAAUCAGACGGGUAGAGUCAAGCACCUUCCAUCAGCUCACUUCACUAAGAGCACUUGACCUUAGCUGGAACAUAAUCGAGUGGAUCCACCCAGAUGCCUUUGCCUCACUUCACUCUUUGAUCAAACUGGACCUGACUGAGAACCAUCUCAGCUCAGUACCAGUUGCAGGUUUGGGCGGUCUCACCCAUCUCAAGCUGAGGGGGAACACAGAGCUAUACGAGGCCUUCAGUCCCGAUCACUUCCCCCAUAUGAGGGUGAUAGAGAUGCCUUACGCCUACCAGUGCUGCGUAUACGGUUCCUGUGAUAACUACAAACCAGCCAGUCAGUGGGACACCGAACAGAGCAACACUAACGAAGAUCUACACAAGAGGACCGUGGCCAUGUACCCCAUCCACGGUGACACGCACUAUGACCCUGACCUGGAGGAAUUUCAGCUAGAAAUAGAAGAAUCCAAGCUACAGACCAGUGUCCAGUGCACACCCACACCUGGUCCUUUCCGUCCCUGCGACUCCCUGUUGGGAAGCUGGCUGGUUCGUGUUGGCUUGUGGUCCAUCUCCCUGGUGUCUCUGCUGGGGAACUCCAUCCUGCUUCUGUCCCUCUUUGGCUCGCCUGGCUACCUGUCGCCGCUUCGCUUCACUGUGGCUUGCAUGGGUGCUUCCAAUCUGCUGACGGGCGUGUGCACAUGCACGCUGGCCCUGGUGGACGCUCUUACGCUGGGAGAAUUCGGUCACCACGGCGCCCGCUGGGAGGGAGGUCCUGGUUGUCAGGCGACAGGAUGGGUCUGGGUGUUUGCCUCUGAGGCGAGUGUGUUGCUGCUGACUCUCGCGGCAGUGCAGUGCGGUGUGAGCGUGACGUGCGCCCGGGCCUACGGGAAAUCCCCGUCUCUCGGGAGCGUGCGCACAUGUGCACUUUUCUGCCUCACUCUUUCCCUCACACUUGCUUCUCUACCGCUGGUUGGAGUCGGAGAGUAUGGGUCCUCGCCUUUUUGCCUUCCCUCGCCCCUGCCACCCCCAUCUUCUCGACUACCAUCCUCCCUGGCCUUUCCCUUGUCGCUCAUUAUGAUGAACACCCUGUGCUUGCUUAUAGUCACAGGUUCAUAUAUCCGACUCUACUGGGAGUUACUUAGAGGAGAGUGUGAGGGCCUGUGGGACUGUGCUAUGAUCAAACAUGUCGCCUGGCUAAUAUUCACCAAUGGACUCCUCUAUGUACCAGUAGCUUUCCUCUCCCUUUGCUCUCUUCUGGGUCUCCUCUCUCUGGGGGAGGAGGUGCUAAAAUCAGUCCUUUUGCUUCUCCAGCCCUUGCCUGCCUGCCUCAACCCUCUCCUUUUCCUUCUUUUCACAAGAGACUACUCUCAGUUUUUCUUCUGGCCUCGCCCCAAAGCACGUCCACAGCUACGCCGGGACCGCACCCUGGACUCGUUGGUUUCUGUGGAGACAGAGAAGAGCUCCUGCUCCGAUUCGUCAACGCAGGUGUCACUCACUGAUGCUGACGCCACGUACAGUGGGGGGUCUUCCCUCCAACCACGACUGGAUCCCAUCAGAUUUUCCCACUGCUCCUCCACUUCCUCUGUUCCUCUCAUCCCUUGCCAAAUACCAACUCUCACUGCCAGAGAUCGAGAGAGGGUGACAGAAUGAGGGAGCCUGAAUGACGAUGAAUGUCUGGAGAGUUUGGAUCGAGAUGUGAUUCGCAACACUUGCCCUCUGUAUCACUCUAACAUGACUCGCUCUCUCUCACCUCUCACCCAUGAGCCUCCAAGCUAGCUGUCUGAAAAGCUGGGACACUAGGGACAUUUAAGGACCAUCAUCGUACUGCAGCAGCAAGACCACCUCUGGGUUAUCAGUCUUUAAGCUCCUCAGAAUGAGUCAACACAGAAACUGUUAAGGACUAUAGAGAAGUUGAUGAGAAAACAACAGGAGCCUCUGAAAUUGUGGAGUGGGAUUGAAAGUUCCUUUCACAGAAAAGACUAUUCAAGGAAACACCACUACUGUUGAAAUAAAAAGGACAGUUUCAGACACAAUCCAGUGGACUGUGUCAAUCAUGGACUUGAAUGACAAAGAGAAAACUCAAACUACAUGGAAAAAUCUAAGCAUCAGACAAAUCAGUGGAUUAGCCAAGGGGAAAUUAGGUAGCACCAGUAGAAUUUAAAGUGUAAAUGUUUAUACUGAAAUGUGAUCAAGAGAAAUGCAACUUAGAAGUUACAGAUUGUUUGGUUAUAUUUUAAGUGGAGUUAUAAUUUGUUUUUUAAAAAAUAUAUAAAGUCUAUCCUAUUGCUAAGGUCUGUUUCAACAAAAAAGGGACUCAUCGUCACACACACCAGGCUAUUUUAGCAUUGUAAGCUAACAAUGUUCAUCCACAGAAACAUUAAGGUCAGAUGUUGUAUUUUGCAACUAUGUGAUACAACAGCUGUUACAGAAAUGCUAUUCUCUAUGUGGCAGCAAAAUGCAAGAGGAAAACGAGUCAUACUCACGGCUUCAUAUGGUUUACAUGGACUGGUCUCAAAUAUGCAACUCUGCCUGACAGGAUGCAAGCAGUCAAACAGACUAAAUGGGAUGUAGCUAUCUUUCUACAGACUUUAGAGUAGGCUAGCGAUAUGUACAUACAAUGUAACUACCUCUGAACUAGCAUGGUAUUGACUCACUACAGCCUUAUGAGGUUUGUCUCUCUUUUUAUAAACAGCAAAUAUAUAAUUUUAUAUAUUAAGAAAUAAAUCCUUAGUUUGUAAAGAAAAAAAAAAUUGUACCAUUUAGGAUGUACAUACUUUGUAUACAACUGGUAAGCAUAUGUUUGAAUAAAAUUAUCAUCUUCA
This is a messenger RNA of Stegastes partitus (bicolor damselfish), 4343 nucleotides long. RefSeq names its product leucine-rich repeat containing G protein-coupled receptor 6 (gene lgr6). Gene Ontology annotation, molecular function: protein-hormone receptor activity; G protein-coupled peptide receptor activity; protein binding. Gene Ontology annotation, cellular component: plasma membrane. The coding region runs from base 358 to 3171 and encodes 937 amino acids. The transcript has 18 exons. The record is from RefSeq and is a predicted model, not a curated record. Gene Ontology annotation, biological process: adenylate cyclase-activating G protein-coupled receptor signaling pathway; activation of adenylate cyclase activity; hormone-mediated signaling pathway. NCBI's taxonomy places the organism in Eukaryota, Metazoa, Chordata, Actinopteri, Pomacentridae.